AUGCUCACUAGUUAUAUUGCUGACACACCAGAAGCCAUGAUGUUGGCAUGUGUUGGCGGAAAGACGUCCCCGGUGACUAUGGCGAUGUACAAAGACUUUGGGGAUGCCUUCCAACAUGAACCCCGCACACGAUUCAAAACUCUUGUGUUUUUCCGCAAAGCGCAGAAAUUUCAUCUGAAUGGCAUAGACAAACCAUUCUGGUCGGACUGGUUGCUAGCGGAUCCCUCCCUGUUUUUCAUGCCUGAAUCACUACACCACAUUCAUAAGAUGUUUUGGGACCAUGACACACAGUGGAUCAUUCGCGCAGUGGGAGGGUCCGAGAUAGAUGGUUUUCCAUCAUUCAGCCCACCACCGGUUAUUGCCAUUUUCAUGGAGCGAUCCAUCAUUGCAAUCAGUGCGGAUGCAGCACCUACUGGCGCUGCUGUUGCCGUGCAUGCGCUCAUGCACUUUCAUUAUCUUGUGAAAUCACUGCACAUUGACGACAAGGAUCUUGGUCGCAUCACAGCCACACUAGACAAGUUCCACGCGAACAAGCAUGCAAUCAUCGCUGCUGGUCUCUGCCAGGGAAAAAUUUACAAAGUCAUUGACAAUUGGCAGAUCCCCAAACUCGAGCUUAUGCAGAACAUCACUUGUAGCAUCCGCAACUCUGGUGUUAUAGCACAGUGGUCGGCGGAUGUUACUGAGCAUGUGCAUAUCACUGAAGUCAAAGACCCUGUGAGAUCCAGCAACAAUAAUAACUACAACCCGCUGUGGGUGAGGAAAAUAGAGAUGUGA
This is a messenger RNA of Suillus clintonianus, 774 nucleotides long. RefSeq lists its product as uncharacterized. The record is from RefSeq and is a predicted model, not a curated record. Bases 1 to 774 code for a protein of 257 amino acids. The transcript has 3 exons. NCBI's taxonomy places the organism in Eukaryota, Fungi, Basidiomycota, Agaricomycetes, Boletales, Suillaceae.